Molecule: messenger RNA, 795 nt
Organism: Aegilops tauschii subsp. strangulata
Lineage: Eukaryota; Viridiplantae; Streptophyta; Magnoliopsida; Poales; Poaceae
Source: RefSeq, a predicted model, not a curated record
AUGGCGCCACGCCGCUGCUCUGCGGCGUUUCUUCAUUUCAAGAAAGCGCUGCGGCGAGACGAGGCGGACGUGCAUGCGGAUGCCAUGCAUGCAGAUGCAGGUGUCAUCGAGUGCAGGCACAAUCAGGGAGCAGAGAGGAGAGUGCUGCCUGUUUUAUGUGUCAAGGGCGACUUCAACGAGGCUAUCUGGCAGUUUGAGCACUUCUCCCUCACUCGCGGCGCCGAGAGCCAGAUGGAGGCUUUUCGUGAAGCUCUGGAUGAUUGUGCACUCACUGAUCUUGGAUUUAGAGGCGUUCCUUUCACUUAUGAUAACAAACAUGCCGGUAGGAAGAAUCUCCCCCGCACGACCCCGCGAACUCCGCCGCCGCACUCGCCCCCGCCCCCUGCCGCCGCCCACUCCACCCCUGCCUCCCCCCCCGCCGUCUCCACCCGCCGUUGCCCCGGCCUCCCCCGACCGCGCUGCGCCGCCCCGGCCUCCCCCGACCCCACCGCCGUCCCGGCCUCCCCCCGACCGCGCGCCGGCCGCGGCUCCUGCCGGCCCGCGCGCCCGGCCCUCCCGUCCCCGGCCGACCCUGCCCUCCCGUCCCCGGCCGUCCCUGCCUCAACAGGCCCUCCACCGCCGCCCCUGCUCGCCCGCUGCACCGGCCGCCCCUGCCUCACCGUCCCCGGCCGCCCCUGCCUCACCGUCCGCGGCCGCCCCGGCUUUGUGGUAUUUCAUCUCCCUGGAGCCUUCGUCGUCUGGGUUUGGUCCGUGAUCAUGCUGCUGCUCGACUACUUCCUCUACAGCGGAGGGUGA